Messenger RNA from Conger conger (European conger), 3201 nucleotides. It is a transcript of the gene pck1, whose product is annotated as phosphoenolpyruvate carboxykinase 1 (soluble). Gene Ontology annotation, biological process: cellular response to glucose stimulus; hepatocyte differentiation; cellular response to insulin stimulus. The record is from RefSeq and is a predicted model, not a curated record. Bases 148 to 2022 code for a protein of 624 amino acids. Gene Ontology annotation, cellular component: mitochondrion; cytosol. NCBI's taxonomy places the organism in Eukaryota, Metazoa, Chordata, Actinopteri, Anguilliformes, Congridae. The transcript has 10 exons. Gene Ontology annotation, molecular function: GTP binding; phosphoenolpyruvate carboxykinase (GTP) activity; manganese ion binding.
GAGCAAUCCUUCAGAUACUCACCUAAAUACCAGACAACACCUACAGGCUGAUGACAUUCAGCUAGGCUGACUUUCCAAAGAAACAAGGAAUCUGUGCACCUGGCCUGUAGCAUAGCUCCACCUCUCCGUAUCAGUUAGACCAGAACCAUGCCUCCCCAGCUCCACUCCCAGUCCCAGUCAGGCGUGCGCGUGCUGCAGGGGGACCUGGAUGCCCUCAGCCCGGCCCUGCGUGAGUUCAUCGAGAGCAGCGCCACCCUGUGUCAGCCAGAGGCACUGCACAUCUGCGACGGCUCCGAGGAGGAGAGCGCCACCAUCCUGGCGCAGCUGGAGGAGCAGGGCCUGAUCAAGAGGCUGCCAAAAUACCACAACUGCUGGCUGGCACGCACAGACCCGCAGGAUGUGGCCCGAGUCGAGAGUAAGACGGUGAUUGUGACACGGGAGCAGAGGGACACUGUACCCUCCCCCCAGGAUGGGGGUCUCAGCCAGCUUGGCCGCUGGAUGUCCCAAGAAGACUUUGACAAGGCCAUGGAGCAGCGCUUCCCGGGCUGCAUGAAAGGUCGCACCAUGUAUAUGAUCCCCUACAGCAUGGGCCCGGUGGGGUCCCCACUCUCUAAGGUGGGCGUGGAGCUGACCGACUCCCCGUAUGUGGUGGCCAGCAUGCGCGUGAUGACCCGCAUGGGGAAGGAUGUCCUUGAGGCACUUGGGGAGGGCGAAUUUGUGCGCUGCCUUCACUCCGUGGGCUGCCCGCUGCCUCUCAAAAAGCCACUGGUGAAUAACUGGCCGUGUAACCCGGAGCUCACCCUGGUGGCCCACAUCCCCGACCGCAGAGAGAUCAUCUCCUUCGGCAGUGGCUACGGCGGGAACUCCCUCCUGGGGAAGAAGUGCUUCGCCCUGCGGAUUGCCUCUCGCAUCGCCAAGGAAGAGGGCUGGCUGGCAGAACACAUGCUGAUCUUAGGCAUCACCAGUCCUGAGGGCCAGAAGAAGUACUUUGCGGCUGCCUUCCCCAGUGCCUGUGGGAAAACUAACCUGGCCAUGCUGUGCCCUGCCCUCCCCGGCUGGAAAGUGGAGUGUGUGGGGGACGACAUCGCUUGGAUGAAGUUUGAUGAGGAAGGUAAUCUGAGGGCCAUCAACCCAGAGAACGGCUUCUUUGGCGUGGCCCCUGGCACCUCAGUCAAAACCAACCCCAACGCCAUGACAACCAUCUGCAAGAACACCAUCUUUACCAACGUGGCCGAAACCAGCGACGGAGGCGUGUACUGGGAGGGCAUGGACCAGAAACUUCCAGAAGGAGUGACUGUGACCUCCUGGAAAAACAACCCCUGGACACCUGAGGAAGCUGAGCCUUGUGCACACCCAAAUUCCCGCUUCUGCUGCCCGGCCCGUCAGUGUCCCAUCAUUGACCCUCAGUGGGAGUCCCCCGAAGGGGUCCCCGUGGAGGCCAUCAUUUUUGGAGGGCGGAGGCCCCAAGGCGUGCCCCUGGUGUACGAAGCUUUCGACUGGCAGCAUGGCGUUUUCAUCGGCGCCGCCAUGAGGUCGGAGGCCACGGCUGCAGCAGAGCACAAAGGCAAGGUGAUCAUGCAUGACCCCUUCGCCAUGCGCCCCUUCUUCGGCUACAACUUCGGCCAAUACCUGUCCCACUGGCUGAGCAUGGCCAAGCGGCCCCGGGCCAAGUUGCCCAAGAUCUUCCACGUUAACUGGUUCCGCAAGAGCCCCUCGGGUGGGUUCCUGUGGCCGGGCUUCGGGGAGAACAUCCGCGUGCUGGAGUGGGUGUUCCGCCGACUGGACGGGAAGGCCGGGGCCCAGCCCUCCGCCGUGGGGCUCCUGCCGGCCCCGGGGGCCCUCAACCUGAGCGGCCUGGAGGAGCCGGUGGACCAGGAGGAGCUCUUCAGCCUGCGCAAGGGCUUCUGGGAGCAGGAGGCGCGGGAGAUCCGGGCGUACUUCCAGACGCAGGUGAACAGCGACCUGCCGGCCGAGGUGGAGCGGCAGCUGGAUCUGCUGGAGCAGAGGGUUCAUCGGCUAUGAUGAGAGACCAAUCGACUGACCAGAAACUUCAGCCCUUAGACACCGCUGAUACUGCCCUGCAACGAAUCCAGACAGCCUGCAUAACUCUGUAAUACGUAUGACAUAACAUUGCCAUAAGGAUGACAUAAGCCUGACAUAGCCAGCUGUGACAUAAAAUGACAGUAUGCUACACAGUAUUGUGACAGGUGCCAUAAGGCUUUCUUAAUAUAUUCAGAUUCUGUAUUGGUUGAGUGGUACAGUAUUACAUGCUCAUGACAGUGUAAUGCAGUGUUACGCAUCCGAUUCAAGGCCCUAGUGUUGGCAUUUCAUGCUGCUAAGGGGACGGCCCCCCCCCCCAAAAAAAAAAAAAAACCACUUAUGAUGACUAUAUGUUUAGAACAACACUUCAUGUGUAUUACACUAGUUAUGGAUGUGAUGCUUUAACUUGUGGAAGAACCUACGCACUUGUAAGUCGCUUUGGAUUAAAAGCAUCUGCCAAAUGACAAAAAUGUAAAUGUAAAAUGUAGACUAUAUGGUUCAAGUAAAGUGCCAAAAAAAAAGCUACUUUCUUUUCUUCUAGCUGAAAGUUUAGUAACAAUGACAGGGUAGGCAAUACAAAUAAUCUGUUGAAUAAAUUAGUGAAAAUACUAAUACUCUUGAUUUUAGGAUAUAAAGUUAAAAUGGAAAAUUUGGAAUGUAAAGAGUAAGGAGAUGUACUGUAAGGGGUUCUGUGCCCAGGGAUGGUGCUGUGAGAUCAUUAGCCCCUUAAGAUUUGAGAUUGCAAAUACGUGAUAAGACUGGCUGAACAUUCUAAUGCCGAGGCAACAAUCACUACUGGUAACUGAACACAAUGUAGUUCUAGAACACUGACUCAUAAUUCUUUUGACUUAUGAACAUUCUGGGUGGAAGGCAGCCCGAGGCGUUCCGUCACAUGACUUCCACAAACUUCCUAUGUCUGAGUAGUGCAGGGAGGCGAGCAAACAGCAACAUGCUGUCUGUGGAACACGGCACACGGGAGAGCGGACUUCCUCACACUUCAAUGUGUGGGACAUUGUCUUGCCGUUGUUCUUUAUUUAAAAGGUUUUAAUUUAUUUUUGUAUACCAUUAAGUGUUUGGUUUUAUGUUGUUAUUUUAAUUUGUUCUCUCUCCAAUACAAGAUGCAAAUGGGCUAGAACAUUAAUAAAUAUUAUUUUGAGCACA